This is a messenger RNA of Lachancea fermentati, 1971 nucleotides long. The record is from the annotation of a GenBank genome assembly. Lineage: Eukaryota; Fungi; Ascomycota; Saccharomycetes; Saccharomycetales; Saccharomycetaceae.
AUGCAUAUCGAAGAUAUAGAAGAUAAAAAAUCUGAUCAAUACGGUGUUAUUAUUGAUGCAGGAUCGUCAGGAUCAAGAGUCUAUGUUUAUAGGUGGCAGGAUCCAUCCUUCACCUUAAAAGAGGGCAGUGAUAAAGAACUCAAAUCCGUACCUCAGAUUUAUUUGAACAAAGACUGGACUACUAAAACUAGCCCGGGCCUUUCCAGUUUCGAGAAGCAGCCUGAAAAAGCUUUCAAAAAGCAUGUCAAACCACUCCUAGAGUACGCAGAGAAGCUGAUUCCCAAGGAGAAAGUUAGAGAAACUCCAGUUUUUAUCCAAGCCACGGCAGGGAUGAGGCUCCUUCCAAAAAAGAGGCGCGAGAAGAUAUUGAAAAAUGUCUGUGCUGAUAUGCAGCACUCAACAAACUUUCUAAUCAAAGACUGCGAACUACAAGUUCAAAUAAUCGAUGGUGAAACAGAGGGCCUAUAUGGAUGGACAGGCUUAAACUAUUUGCUAGGGAACUUUAAUGAAUAUGAUGUUUCUCAAGACUUUCAUCCAUCUUACGGUUUUAUGGAUAUGGGUGGAGCAUCUGCUCAGAUAGCUUUUGUGCCGAGUAAUAUCGAUGAAAUUAAAACGCAUGAUGAUGACAUUUCAACGAUAACAUUGAAAAGUAUAAACGGUGAUACACAGAAUUGGCGGGUAUUUGUGAGUACUUGGUUAGGGUUUGGUGCAAACCAGGCCAGAAUGCGGUACCUGGCUCAAUUAAUAAACGCGCUACCCGAAAAUACAAACGAAUACGAUGACGAUGACUUUUCAACACUUGAACUGACAGAUCCAUGUAUGCUGAGGGGAUCGAGAAAUACGUUUAAGUUUAAAGAUAAAGAAUUCCAAGUUUCAGGAUCAGGAAACUAUGAACACUGUUUAAAAUCGAUCUAUCCUCUCCUUUUGAAGGAUUUGCCAUGUAUGGAAGAGCCAUGCCUCUUUAAUGGGGUGCAUGCCCCUCAAAUAGAUUUCAACAAAGAUAAAUUUGUCGGAACCUCAGAAUUUUGGUAUACUGCAAAUGAUGUCUUUAAGAUUGGCGGAGAAUACAAUUUUAACGAGUUCAGUCAAAAGGUCAAAGAAUUUUGCGAGGCUGAAUGGGAUGUUGUCAAGGAUAGAAAUGAGAAAGGGAUGUAUAACAAUAUUCCUACGCAAAUUCUACUGGAAUCUUGUUUCAAAGCAAAUUGGGUAUUGAACGUUCUUCAUGAAGGGUUUGACAUGCCCAGAGUAGGUAUCGAGCUCCCUGCUGAGGAACACAAUGACGACGCGGAUGAGUAUAUUCCAGUAGCUGCAGCGUUUCAAAGCGCUGAUUCGAUAAAUGGUCAAGAACUUUCUUGGACAUUAGGAAGGAUUGUCUUGUAUUCCUCCUCUCUCAUUGAAUCUGAUGACAAAGAUCAUAAGGUGGGUAUCUUGCCUAGUGAUAAUGAAAUUAAUAGUUUCGAAAAGAGCUUUAUACCAGGCUCCAUUGGCACGAUUGAUGAGCUGUCAACAUCAAUAGGAAGUGUUAAAUCUUCGCCAGCCCAUUCUUUGCUUAUAGUUGGAGUUUUAAUCUUUCUUUGGAUUUUAGUGAUUAAAUUGCGCUGCGGCAAGCGGUCGCUUCCGUUGAGCGUGGGUGUUCUAUUUACUCAUGCAAAAUCUAAAUUUUCUAAGUUCAAAUAUUCCAGAGCACCGAGAGAUACUUUGGCAGAUCUCGAGGAGGGUUUUAGCCGUAGAGGUACUUACGAAAGUGAUGAUAGGGAGGGCUUCCAAUUUAGAAGCAGAAGCAUGAUGAACUUGAAUGAUUCAAAAUCGUCUCAUGAAGAAGAGUAUCCUCUAGAUGAGCGUAGCAAAAGUGCGACCUCGUCUCCCUCAAUAAAUCAGUCCGCGAAACUACGUACAGCAUUUUCUCUAGCAGAUUUCAGCAAGUUUACAAAUCCUAGAGAUAAAGAGAGAAAAAACAAACCCUUCAUCUGA